This is a messenger RNA of Astyanax mexicanus (Mexican tetra), 813 nucleotides long. RefSeq lists its product as uncharacterized. The coding region runs from base 59 to 802 and encodes 247 amino acids. NCBI's taxonomy places the organism in Eukaryota, Metazoa, Chordata, Actinopteri, Characiformes, Acestrorhamphidae. The record is from RefSeq and is a predicted model, not a curated record. The transcript is spliced from 10 exons.
GGGUGAUGAGCCAGCCGCCUGGGAGGAGCCCCCGCCAUGUCAGCCCGGGUCUCUCGAGAUGAAGCGGAGGGCUCACAUUAAGAUGUGGAUAGAAGGUCAGCUGGAGGGACUCCUGCCCAGCUCCCACCCAGAGUCUCCGUUGCUUGCAACCACACCUGCAAGGUAUGGCUGCAAGACUCUGGUGGCGAUUGCGGAGGCAGAACCCUGGAACAGGCUGGACACUACUGGUACAGUUGCACAGUGUGAGGAAGCCUGGAUCGCGUCCCUCACCACCACCUACCCCCCGGAGACAUUCAGCCAGUCAGACGGCCCGAUGCUGGUGGCAGAGGCGGUUCCCUCUUACAGGCUCGACACCACUGGACCAGUGCCCAGGAUUAUCCCAGGUCCAGCUGCACAGGCUGUGGCUGACUUGGAGGAUGACAGUGGAGAGGAGGAGUUUCUGGAGCAAGCUCCUAUAACACAGUGGGAGGAAGCAGAGGUAGCGCCCCUUACCACCACCUUCCACUCAGAGACAUCCAGCCAGUCAGGUAUCGAUGUCCUGGUGCUGGAUGCAGAGGCGGAUCCCUCUCACAGGCUGGACACCAACAGCACCAAGCCUGAGUCUGAGCCAGUGCCAGUUGCACAGGCUGAGGGGGAUCUGGAGAGCAGCGUGGAGGUCAUGGUGGAUAGCAUAGAAACAGCUCCCAAAAACAAGAGAGGAUGGCUACAGCGCUGUCUGAGACUCUGGAGGAGCACAGCCUCUACCUUACUUUCCUGCUGUCCUUAUAGGGUAAAUAGAUAUAACAAAAAAUGGAGAGGAUAGAUAGAUAAAUG